Lachancea nothofagi CBS 11611 is the source of this 1014-nucleotide messenger RNA. The record is from the annotation of a GenBank genome assembly. NCBI's taxonomy places the organism in Eukaryota, Fungi, Ascomycota, Saccharomycetes, Saccharomycetales, Saccharomycetaceae.
AUGGAUGCUAUAUCAGACCCAGCGUUUCAAAAUACUAAGUCUUUGAAAUCUGCAGCUGAAGAACUACCGUCUCUUCUAACAGUGAUUGUCGAUACUACACCAAAAGUUUGGGCAGAAUUAGAUAAAGAAAGCGGACAAGACAAAAAUCUAAUCAAUGCGCUGCAGUCUUUGAUUGUGUUUCUCAAUGCACAUUUGACGUUUAAUAGCGCCAACCAGGUUUGCGUGAUUGCCGCACACUCUGCGGGCACCAAGUAUUUGUAUCCCACUACAUCUACGUCGUUGGAGGAAGAAGCCUCGCUCAAGAGAACCGCUGAUCUGAAAAUCAUAAACAGCGAUAUGUACCGGCAGUUCCGGAAUGUCGAUGAGACGGUAUUGGAAGAGCUCUACAAUCUCAUGCAAGAAGAAAAAACCCGCGAUGAGCCCUCUGGGCCGCAGAAGAGCACACUGUCAGGCGCCAUGUCAGCCGGUUUCACAUAUAUUAACCGGACAAUCAAGGAACAGAGCAAUACUUCACUUAAGGCUAGGCUGAUGGUGCUGACAUGCGGCUCCAGCGGUGGCAAAGAUGAGGUUUUCCAAUAUAUUCCCAUCAUGAACUGCAUAUUCACAGCUACAAAGAUCAAAUGCCCCAUUGAUGUGGUUAAAAUAGGAGGCUCGCAGGAGUCGACCUUUUUGCAACAAGCUACAGACGCCACUAAUGGUAUUUAUUUGCAUGUACCCUCGACAGAGGGCUUGAUACAAUAUCUCACGACUGCAAUGUUCAUCGACCCAUCGCUAAGGCCAAUUAUAGUGAAGCCUAAUCAAGGAUCUGUAGAUUUCCGGACGUCAUGCUACUUGACUGGCAGAGUAGUUGCUGUGGGCUACGUAUGUAGUGUGUGCUUAUGCGUCCUUUCCAUAAUUCCACCGGGCAAUAAAUGCCCUGCGUGCGAUUCCGAAUUCGAUGAGCAUGUCACCGCCAGGCUUAAGCGGAGACCCGUAGUUCCUGGUGUUGCGGCCAAAAAAAGAAGAAGUCUAUAG